AUGUUUGCAGACUUUCGCUAUCGUCAACCUGCUGUAUCGAAAGAGGACACCCCCUGCGACAAGGCCGCCCAACCCCCCACUAGCAAGCGAGAACAGCCAGAGAGCAGAGAUAAGGAACAAGCCAAAAAGAUCAGGGAAGCGAGCACUGCGCUUGCUGCCCGCUUCGUCGCGCAAAUGAAACCGUACCGAUCCGGCACCCUAGGUUCUGUCCAGGGACAGCAACCUCUGAUCCCGAGGACUCCGUCGCUUACGGAGCUCAAGCAGGCGCAGCAAGAAAAGGAAGACUUGAGAUCGCGAUUCGAGCUGCUCAACCUAAAGUCGCCGCGCUUUUCGCUCACGUCCUUUUCUCCGUCGUCGCUAAAACAACCGGCGCCCGUACAACACUCAUGGCUGCGCGACCCGACGCCACCGGCGACUCCCGAUCCUGAAGAGGCAGGACGCCGAGGCGGCAAUGGCAUGUUUCCGAUUCCACCGGGCGGAAAGAAUAGAAGAAACGGAGACGGGAGGAUAUUUGGGCUGCAAAAACGGUGGUUCUGGGGUCUUUUGGCCGUUGCGGCAGUUGUCAUACUGGGAAUCGUGAUCGGCGUGGCAGUCGGUGUAAGCCAAGCGAAAGCAAACAGCACAUCACAUACUUCGACGUCAGGCGGCGUAGGGAACAGCACGGAUAGUUCUGCUUCAUCGGCAGUAGCCACUGCUACAACACAAACGGGGACGACCGGGACGACGACGACAUCCACAUCUGCCACAGCGACCUCGACAGGAGGCGUCGAUUGUCCGGCCGGUAAUGGAACAACAUACACUGUGCCGGGGUCGACUGUCCAGUUCCUUCACCUCUGCGGAAUAGACUAUAGCGGGGACGACGAGGCCACCGAUCUGGGGAGCGUACAAACAAACAGCAUGGCGGAUUGUAUGGACAACUGCGCAGGCACCAGCGGGUGCACCGGGUGCGGAUGGGGCUACGUCGAUGGGGACUCCCUAUUCGAGCACACUUGUUGGCUCAAAAGCGGCCUCAAACAGUCACAUACAGCCGAUUCGGGAUGGGCAUUUGCAAUAAUAAUAUGA
Molecule: messenger RNA, 1062 nt
Organism: Pestalotiopsis fici W106-1
Lineage: Eukaryota; Fungi; Ascomycota; Sordariomycetes; Amphisphaeriales; Sporocadaceae
Exons: 2
Coding region: 1-1062 (353 amino acids)
Source: RefSeq, a predicted model, not a curated record